CCGCCUCCGCGUGACAUUCUCAAUUUUUUCGGCCCAAUCCGCCAUUACAUUUUGGAGUUUGCGUAAAUUGGUCGUUGUCGUCCGCGAGGAUCGCAUCACCGCGCAUUUUAUCAGUGACGUUUUUCGUGUCCGUGCGUAGUAUCGCAGCGUUUUGUGGAACAAAGAGACUGUACGUUCAAUCGUAUGUCCAUCCAGAAUCUCAACACAUUCGACCCAUUCGCCGAUGCUAUCAAAAGCUCGGAAGACGACGUGCAAGAUGGCUUAGUCCACGUCCGGAUCCAGCAGCGGAACGGGCGCAAGACGCUGACCACGGUGCAAGGGCUGUCGUCGGAAUAUGACUUGAAGAAGAUCGUGCGGGCAUGCAAGAAGGAGUUCGCGUGCAACGGGACUGUGGUGGAACACCCCGAGUACGGCGAGGUGCUGCAACUACAGGGCGACCAGCGCGAGAACAUUUGCCAGUGGCUCACCAAGUCGGGGCUGGUGAAGCCUGAGCAGCUCAAGGUGCACGGCUUCUAAACAUGUUAACUCACUGAAGCCAUCAUAGUCUACAUUAUAUUAUGAAAGCGUGCGCGUUAUAACCCUAACAAUAUGUAUAUAGAAAGCACAGAUGUCUACAGAGAAUGUCGCGCGAGCCCUGCCGCGCCCUGUGCCUUGCUCCCAUGUAAAAAUAUAUUCAAUCUCCAAUCUUUAGUUGCAAUUAUCCAAACGAAAUAGAUAUACUUUUUUUUACGACAUAAUUUUUAAAUUGCUGUAUUGAUUAUAUGAUGUCUCAAUUAUUAAUAAACAUGUUUUUGUA
Messenger RNA from Pectinophora gossypiella (pink bollworm), 796 nucleotides. RefSeq names its product eukaryotic translation initiation factor eIF1 (gene eIF1). Gene Ontology annotation, biological process: translational initiation. Gene Ontology annotation, cellular component: eukaryotic 43S preinitiation complex. The transcript has a single exon. The record is from RefSeq and is a predicted model, not a curated record. Lineage: Eukaryota; Metazoa; Arthropoda; Insecta; Lepidoptera; Gelechiidae. Gene Ontology annotation, molecular function: ribosomal small subunit binding; RNA binding; translation initiation factor activity. The coding region runs from base 184 to 516 and encodes 110 amino acids.